Ectocarpus siliculosus is the source of this 1290-nucleotide messenger RNA. Lineage: Eukaryota; Phaeophyceae; Ectocarpales; Ectocarpaceae. The record is from the annotation of a GenBank genome assembly.
CUCCCACACCCCACACCCACGCACCCUGCGCACUACGCACUACACCAGCACGCGCACCACGUUCUGUACUUUAAGCAAGAAGAACAUGGCCGCUAGUGGGGUGUUCAUCGUUGGUGCAAAGAGGACAGCAUUUGGGUCUUUCGGGGGAUCGUUGUCCCGUUUGAGCGCUACCGAUCUGGCGGUGGCCUCUUCUAAGGCUGCCCUGGUAUCAGCAGGCAUCGGCCCUGAUUUGAUUGAUGCCACCUUCGUGGGAAAUGUCAUCCAGACAAGUCCGGAUGCAUGCUACCUGUCCAGACACGUCGCUCUAAAAGUUGGGGCCCGGGUGGAGACUCCCGCCCUCACAGUAAACCGCUUGUGCGGCAGCGGCUUCGAGACCGUCGUUCAGGGAGCCGAGGCGAUCCAGCUUGGCAAGGCCUCCGUUGCGUUGUGCGCAGGUGCAGAAAAUAUGAGUUCAGCACCUCUGGUUGUCGCUGGGAACGAUGCAAGGUGGGGUGUCGCUUUGGGGAGUGGUCUGAAGAUGGAAGACAGUUUGUGGGCUGGCCUCACGGAUUCGUAUGCUGGGCUGCCCAUGGGAAUGACGGCUGAGAACUUGGGGGAUAAGUACGGCAUCACAAGGGAGCAAUGUGAAGAGUACUCCGUCCUCUCGCAGACGCGGUGGAGCUCAGGUAAUGCCAACGGGGCGUUCACCGAGGAAAUGGCGCCUAUCGAGGUCAAGACCAAGAAGGGGCCAAAGGUGAUGGAUACGGACGAACACCCACGACCAAGUUCAGUGGAGAAAAUGGCUGCGCUCCGUCCGGUCUUCAAGAAAGAUGGCGUUGUAACCUCAGCAACCGCCUCCGGUAUCUGCGAUGGAGCUGGGAGCCUGCUGCUCGCAGGAGAAUCGGCCGUCAACCAGAAACAGUUGACGCCCCUAGCACGUGUGGUGGCGACGCACGAGGUUGGGUGCGACCCCGCUAUCAUGGGCAUCGGCCCCGUCAAUGCUAUCCGCGGCGCUCUACAGAAGGCGGGACUUACGCUAGCCGACAUGGACCUCGUGGAGGUCAACGAAGCAUUUGCAGUUCAAUACUUGGCCGUAGAGAAGGAGCUGGGGUUGGAGCGUGGCAAGACUAACACCAACGGCGGCGCCAUCGCGCUGGGGCAUCCACUCGGAGCAUCUGGGAGUCGGAUUAUGGCGCACCUCACCCACGAGCUUCGUCGCAAAGGAUUGAAGUACGGAGUAGGGGCAGCUUGCAUUGGCGGGGGACAGGGAAUCGCUGUCGUCAUUGAAAAUGUUGCCUAGAACGGCGCUGG